Molecule: messenger RNA, 1566 nt
Organism: Penicillium nucicola
Lineage: Eukaryota; Fungi; Ascomycota; Eurotiomycetes; Eurotiales; Aspergillaceae
Product: sugar porter family MFS transporter
Exons: 8
Coding region: 1-1566 (521 amino acids)
Biological process (GO): carbohydrate transport; transmembrane transport
Cellular component (GO): membrane
Molecular function (GO): carbohydrate:proton symporter activity
Source: RefSeq, a predicted model, not a curated record
AUGGCGCUUACGAAGAAGCCUUAUCUCGGGUUGACUGGAGGAUGGCUUACCUUUUGGCUCACGGUAGCAUGUGCUACCGAUAUGAUGCUCUUUGGCUACGACCAAGGUGUCUUUAGUGGUGUGGUGGUAACUCCUGACUUCCUAGAACUCCACGAUCUAGUUGGCCCCUCCAAGACCAAAGUUCUCUCAACAGUCGCUGCAAUCUACGAUAUCGGUUGUUUCUUCGGUGCGAUACUUGCCUUUACUGUCGGUGAGCGACUCGGCCGCAAGAAGUCUAUUAUUUUGGGCACUGUCAUUAUGGCCAUCGGUACCAUUCUCCAGGCGUCAUCUUAUAGUCUGCCACAGAUGUUCAUCGGUCGAAUUGUGUUAGGCCUCGGAAAUGGAAUCAAUACAGCAACAGCGCCCAUCUGGCAAACGGAAACUGCGCAAGCUAAAUGGAGAGGAAAGUUGGUUAUCCUUGAUCUAGGACUUAAUGUUGGUGGAUACUGUAUUGUCAACUGGAUCAACUAUGGGCUUUCAUUCCAUGAGGGUCCCAUUGCAUGGAGGUUGCCGAUCUCUCUACAGCUAAUCUUCGUCAUUGUCUUGCUUAUUACCGUUCCAUGGCUUCCUGAAUCCCCAAGAUGGCUUAUGAUCCAAGGCCGGGAAGAGGAAGCAAUGGAGGUACUUGCUUGUGUCGAGGCAUUACCCAGAGACGAUCCUGUUGUUAUUACACAACUCGAUGAGAUCAAAUUUAGUAUUACCUAUGAAUUUGACAAUACUGUCCGGUGGCGAGAUCUUUUGCGCCAAAGCAAAAGCAAUGAUACCAAAACUCUUCGUCGAUUGCUUCUUGGUGCCGGAACGCAGGCUAUGCAGCAGUUCCAGGGCAUCAAUAUUAUGAGUUACUACCUCCCGAUGGUUCUCAUAAACUCGGUCGGACUCUCAGACAAGAUGGCCCGUUUGCUGACGGCGUGCAAUGCAACUUCUUAUUUUGUUUUCUCGUGUCUCGCAGCCACGGUGGUUGAGCGAGUCGGCCGUCGAGGUUUGAUGAUGAUGUCUGGGUUUGGUCAAUUCGUAUCCUUUCUGGUUAUCACUGUUUUACUCUACAUGGCCAAAAAGAACACAGUCUACGCUACUGCUUCCGUUGCCUUUUUCUUCUUCUUUCAUAUCGCUUUUGGAAUGGGCAUGCUGGGGGUUCCAUGGCUGUAUCCCACUGAGAUCAAUUCACUUCCCAUGAGGACGAAGGGGGCAGCUAUCUCGACUGCGACGAAUUGGAUCACCAAUUUUGCCAUCGUUGAGAUUACCCCCAUCGGAAUCCAAAGCCUUGGCUGGAAAUUUUGGAUUGUUUGGACGGUUCUAAAUGCAGUCUUUCUGCCAAUCAUUUAUUUCUUUUAUCCAGAGACAGCAAACCGCACAUUGGAAGAUAUGGAUGCGUACUAUCGUUCCAAUCCACCCCUCAUCGUUGCUGGAGACGCAGAUGCCAUUUCGACUAAGAGACCACUUCAGUUUGUCUGUCAUGAGGACGAAGAGGUUCAGAAGAACGCAAAGGAGGCUGUCGUUGGUGCUGGAUAUGCGGAGCAUGUAAAUUAG